Castor canadensis (American beaver) is the source of this 1040-nucleotide messenger RNA. RefSeq names its product protein inhibitor of activated STAT 2 (gene Pias2). Gene Ontology annotation, biological process: regulation of transcription by RNA polymerase II; protein sumoylation. The record is from RefSeq and is a predicted model, not a curated record. Lineage: Eukaryota; Metazoa; Chordata; Mammalia; Rodentia; Castoridae. Gene Ontology annotation, molecular function: SUMO ligase activity; transcription coregulator activity; zinc ion binding. Gene Ontology annotation, cellular component: chromatin.
ACUUUUUCAUUUUAGUCAUUCUGAAUAUGGUUUCUAGUUUUAGGGUUUCUGAACUACAAGUAUUACUAGGCUUUGCUGGACGGAAUAAAAGUGGACGCAAGCAUGACCUCCUGAUGAGGGCGCUGCAUUUGUUGAAGAGUGGCUGCAGCCCUGCGGUUCAGAUUAAAAUCCGAGAAUUGUAUAGACGCCGAUACCCACGGACUCUGGAAGGACUUUCUGAUUUAUCCACAAUCAAAUCAUCAGUUUUCAAUUUGGAUGGUAGUUCCUCACCUGUAGAGCCCGACUUGGCCGUGGCUGGAAUCCACUCGUUGCCUUCUACUUCAGUUACUCCUCACUCACCGUCAUCUCCUGUUGGUUCUGUGCUGCUUCAAGAUACUAAGCCCACAUUUGAGAUGCAGCAGCCAUCUCCUCCAAUUCCUCCUGUCCAUCCUGAUGUGCAGUUAAAAAACCUGCCCUUUUAUGAUAUCCUUGACGUUCUCAUCAAGCCCACCAGUUUAGUUCAAAGCAGUAUUCAGCGAUUUCAAGAGAAGUUUUUUAUUUUUGCUUUGACACCUCAACAAGUUAGAGAGAUAUGCAUAUCAAGGGAUUUUUUGCCAGGUGGUAGAAGAGAUUAUACAGUCCAAGUUCAACUGAGACUUUGCCUGGCAGAGACAAGUUGCCCUCAAGAAGAUAACUAUCCCAAUAGUUUGUGUAUAAAAGUAAAUGGGAAGCUGUUUCCUUUGCCUGGCUAUGCACCACCGCCUAAGAAUGGGAUUGAACAGAAGCGCCCUGGACGACCCUUGAAUAUUACAUCUUUAGUUAGGUUGUCUUCAGCUGUGCCAAAUCAGAUUUCUAUUUCUUGGGCAUCCGAAAUUGGAAAGAAUUACUCCAUGUCUGUAUAUCUUGUGCGACAGCUUACAUCAGCCAUGUUACUACAGAGAUUAAAAAUGAAAGGUAUUAGAAACCCUGAUCAUUCCAGAGCACUAAUUAAAGAAAAAUUAACUGCAGAUCCUGAUAGUGAAAUUGCUACAACUAGUCUUCGGGUAUCCUUGAUGUGCCCU